This is a messenger RNA of Brassica oleracea var. oleracea, 2930 nucleotides long. RefSeq names its product phosphatidylinositol 4-phosphate 5-kinase 2. Lineage: Eukaryota; Viridiplantae; Streptophyta; Magnoliopsida; Brassicales; Brassicaceae. Gene Ontology annotation, molecular function: ATP binding; 1-phosphatidylinositol-4-phosphate 5-kinase activity. The record is from RefSeq and is a predicted model, not a curated record. The coding region runs from base 377 to 2599 and encodes 740 amino acids. The transcript has 7 exons. Gene Ontology annotation, biological process: phosphatidylinositol metabolic process.
UUUUUUGGCGGGCUGGUGGGCUUUUUGUGUCCACUUCCCAAUGCUUAUUCCAACACCAUCUCACUGAACUUUACAAAUCUACCCCUAAAAUUAAUUCAUUUCUAAAGGUUUUUGUUUCUCUCUUCUCUUCUCUUCUCUUCUCUCUCUAUCUUUAUCCUUUUGCUUUUGAUGCUUCAUUCUCCCUUUUCAUUUUCCUCUCUGUAGCGUUUGUCCGUAGAAAACUCUCACCAAGGUUUCUUCUCAGAUUUGAAAAAAAAGAAAGAAAAGUUUCUACACCACGACAAAAUCCGUUUGGUUCUCCGACAGAUCUAACCUACAAUCUUUCGAAUGCCGUUGCAAAGAUCUCGAAAAACGGUGGAAAGCGAGGGUUUAUCUAAUGUGUGAGCCUCUCGUGAGCGAACCAAAAGUCUCAAACGGCGUCGUACCCGAAGCUACUCAAGUUAUACUAACCACCAGAAACGGCGUCGUUCCGAAGAACGUUCUAGAAGGAGACGAAGCGGAGAGAAGAGACGAUUUGUUGCUACUAACCCUAACUCCGAUGGUGCGAUCCAAAUCCCAAGGAGCCACCCAGCGCGUGACUCCCACGCCACCUCCGCCAGACGUAGAGAAGCCCCUACCUAACGGAGAUCUCUACACCGGCACCUUCUCCGGCGGGUUCCCGAACGGAUCGGGGAAGUACCUGUGGAACGACGGGUGUAUGUACGAAGGCGAGUGGAAGCGCGGGAAGGCGAGCGGGAAAGGCAAGUUCUCGUGGCCGAGCGGCGCGACCUACGAAGGCGAGUUCAAGUCCGGGAGGAUGGAAGGCUUCGGGACCUUCGUCGGCGCCGACGGAGACACCUACCGCGGCCACUGGAUCGCCGAUCGGAAACACGGCCACGGCGAGAAGCGCUACGUCAACGGGGACUUGUACGAGGGGACGUGGCGGCGGAAUGUGCAGGACGGGAAGGGGAGGUACGUGUGGAAGAACGGGAACCAGUACACCGGGGAGUGGCGCAACGGCGUGAUUAACGGGAAAGGCGUCCUCCUCUGGCCUAACGGGAACCGUUACGAAGGCCAGUGGGAGAACGGCGUUCCCAAAGGGCUGUUGACCUGUGCUGACGGGAGUUCUUGGAGUGAGAUGAGGAGUUUCUUUGAUGGGAUUGAGAAGAGGAAGAGAUCCAGCGUUGACAGUGGAGGUGGUGGUGCGGGGGAGAAGGUGUUUCCGAGGAUUUGUAUUUGGGAGUCGGAUGGGGAAGCUGGGGAUAUCACUUGUGAUAUUGUUGAUAAUGUGGAAGCUUCGGUGAUUUAUAGAGAUAGGUUGUCUGUUGAUAGAGAUGGGUUUAGGCAGUUUAGGAAGAAUCCUUGUUGUUUCAGCGGCGAGGCUAAGAAGGCUGGUGAGACUAUCUCCAAAGGGCAUAAGAAGUAUGAUUUGAUGCUCAACUUGCAACAUGGCAUCAGGUAUACUGUCGGCAAACAUGCUUCAGUUGUACGAGACCUUAAGCAGAGUGAUUUCAACCCGAGUGAAAAGUUCUGGACAAGGUUCCCACCGGAGGGUUCUAAGACUACGCCGCCGCAUCAGUCUGUGGACUUCCGCUGGAAAGACUACUGCCCUUUGGUGUUUAGACGGCUGAGGGAGCUUUUCACUGUGGAUCCUGCUGAUUACAUGUUAGCUAUCUGUGGGGACGAUGCUCUUCGAGAACUGUCUUCACCUGGAAAAAGUGGUAGCUUUUUUUACUUAACUCAAGAUGACAGGUUUAUGAUUAAGACUGUGAAGAAAUCAGAAGUCAAGGUGCUCCUACGCAUGCUUCCAAACUACUACAAACACAUCUGCCAAUAUGAAAACUCACUUGUGACUAAGUUCUACGGUGUACAUUGCAUCAAACCUGUUGGUGGCCAGAAGACUCGGUUUAUUGUCAUGGGGAACUUGUUCUGUUCAGAAUAUAGAAUCCAGAGACGGUUUGACCUUAAAGGGUCUUCCCAUGGACGCUCCACCUCCAAACCUGAAGCUGAAAUUGAUGAAACAACUACUCUUAAGGACCUUGAUCUUAACUUUUCUUUCCGUCUUCAGAGAAAUUGGUAUAAAGAACUAAUGACGCAAAUUAAACGGGACUGUGAGUUCUUGGAAGCUGAGAGAAUAAUGGAUUAUAGCCUUUUAAUCGGAGUUCAUUUCCGAGAUGACAAUACAGGAGACAAGAUGGGUCUUUCUCCAUUCGUUUUGAGAUCUGGUAAGAUAGAGUCAUAUCAAAACGAGAAAUACAUCCGCGGUUGUCGGUUCCUAGAAGCUGAACUUCAAGAUAUGGACCGUAUCUUAGCUGGCAGGAAACCGUUGAUAAGAUUAGGUGCAAACAUGCCUGCAAGAGCAGAACGGAUGGCUAGAAGAAGCGACUUUGAUCAAUAUUCCUCUGGAGGAACAAACUAUUUGUCACACGGAGAGGUAUACGAGGUGGUUUUGUACUUUGGAAUCAUUGACAUUUUGCAAGAUUACGACAUAAGCAAGAAGAUAGAGCAUGCGUAUAAGUCUCUACAAGCGGAUCCGUCUUCAAUCUCAGCGGUUGAUCCAAAACUAUACUCCAAGCGGUUUAGAGAUUUCAUCAGCAGAAUCUUCAUUGAAGACGGCUAAAGAUAAUCAAAAGGUCUCUUCUUGUGUUUCAACUCUAUGGAAUUGAGAAGCCAAAGGGGCAUAUGCUGCUUGAGGGGGGCAAAGGUUGACUUCAUAGCUUGAUGAGGUGAAUUGAAUUCUUUCAUUUUAUAUUAAUGAGAGUGAUGAGGUGAUAAAAAAAAACAAAUUUUUGGGUUGGGGAUUUUAUUUUUCUUUUGGAGGUGAGGAAGAUAUAUGUGAAUAUAGAUUUGUGGAGGUGAAGAAAAGUACAUAAGCUGAGAAAAAAAAAUUGGGGAAUAAGAUAAGUUUAAAUGAAAAGGAUGGGUGUUUUAUAUUAGUCCCAUUUGUUUUA